Messenger RNA from Dendrobium catenatum, 2418 nucleotides. RefSeq names its product acyltransferase-like protein At3g26840, chloroplastic. NCBI's taxonomy places the organism in Eukaryota, Viridiplantae, Streptophyta, Magnoliopsida, Asparagales, Orchidaceae. The record is from RefSeq and is a predicted model, not a curated record. Bases 58 to 2025 code for a protein of 655 amino acids. The transcript has 13 exons. Gene Ontology annotation, cellular component: membrane.
ACUCAUUUUUCCAAGAGAGGAGAGGACAGAGUGAUCUGUCCACGCCUCCAAGCGCCAAUGGCCGCCUCCGUCUUUGCAUCUCUCCCCUCCUCAGUGGCGUCGGUUCCUAAGCCCAAGCCAUCCUCUCGGAGACUGCCGACUUCAAUGGCUCUCGCAUCUGGAACGGAGCCAGCUGCCUUCGGCAUCUCGAGUGAGCUGAAGACCCGAACGAAGCUUACGGAGGGAGGGAAGCCGUUGCCGCCACCUACCCUGCAGCAGGACGGAAAGGUUUUCGAUGAGACAGUGGUAGAGCCGCGCGGGCUGUCGGACUUCAUCGAACAGUCGAGGGAGCUUGUCCGGCACGACGGCGGUCCGCCGCGGUGGAUUACGCCUCUCGACUGCAGUGGUCCCCGCCAUACCAACUUGCCCUCGCUUUUUUACCUUCCUGGGAUUGAUGGAGUUGGAAUGGGGCUCGUUCGACACCAUCAGAGACUGGGGAAGAUAUUCAAUGUCUGGUGUCUUCACAUUCCGGUUAUGGAUCGAACUCCAUUUAAGGGGCUCGUGGAAUACGUUGAAAGCACAAUCAAAUCAGGAAGUCACUGCUUGCCAAACAUGCCUGUAUAUCUUGUUGGUGAAUCUCUUGGUGCAUGCAUUGCUCUUGCCGUGGCGGCUCGCAACCCUAACAUUGAUUUUGUAUUAAUUCUAGCUAAUUCAGCAACAUGUUUCUCGAAAUCUAAUAUACAAUAUCUCUCAAGCUUCUUGGAUGUUAUUCCUGAACCAAUGCACAUUGGCAUCCCAUACUUCCUUGAUUUGCUAACAGGUGAGAACCUGAGAAUGUCUUCAACUUUUGCGGUGGAUCAAAUUUCUAUUACACAAGUUUUCAGUGGAUUUUUUGAGAACCUCAAUAAGAUGCUUCCUUCACUUUUUUUCCUUGCUGAAAUUCUUCCAAAAGAAUCACUUCAAUGGAAAUUACAAUUGCUUAAAUCUGCAUCCUCUUAUGUGGAUCCUCGGCUGCACACUGUAAAAGCUCAGACUCUAUUACUUGCCAGUGGAAAGGAUCAAUUGUUUCCCAGCUCUGAAGAAGCCAGAAGGCUUUGCAAAAUAUUGCCCAAAUGCAGAGUACGCUAUUUCAACAAUAGCAGCCACAAUCUUUUCCUGGAAGAAAGUUUCGAUAUAGUAAAUGUUAUGAAGGGUUCUUGCUAUUAUCGUCGAUCAAGCUAUAAAGAUUAUGUCUCAGAUUACCUUCCACCAACGCCUUAUGAGUUCCAGAAGAUAAGUGAACAAUACAGAUGGAUUAACAUAGCUGCCAGUCCAGUGAUGCUGUCAACUUUAGAAAGUGGACAAAUAGUAAAGGGUCUUGCAGGGAUUCCUUCAGAGGGGCCAGUUCUUCUUGUUGGAUACCACAUGCUUAUGGGUUUUGAAGCUGGCCCACUCGUCAUCAGGUUCUUAAAUGAAAAGAAUAUACAUCUUCGUGCAGUAGGUCAUCCCUUUUUGUUUAAUAGAGAUUCGGAAAUGUUAAUGUUAGAUUCAUCAACAUAUGAUGGUAUGAGAACUAUGGGUGUAGUGCCAGUCUCUGGAACUACUUUGUACAAGCUUCUUUCAAGGAAAUCAUUUGUCCUACUGUAUCCCGGGGGUGCUCGUGAAGCUCUCCACAAGAAGGUGCUGAUUGAUUAUAAUGAUCUCAGAAAAAUUCCCUUCUAUGACCUCUUAGACAAAAGGCUAAAUCAGAAGGAUUUCAGAGUGAGGGCCAAUUCUGCUGAAGAGGUUGGAAAUCAAGAACUUCACCUGCCUGGAUUGUUGCCUAAGAUCCCGGGGAGGUUUUAUUACUUAUUUGGGAAACCAAUUGAAACAAAAGGACUCAAGAAAGUAUCUCUAGAUAGAGGGGAAGCCCAAAAAAUAUAUUUGCAUGUCAAAUCCCAAGUUGAAAACUGCAUUUCCUAUCUGAAGGAGAAGAGAGAGCAAGACCCAUUCAGGAAUUUGUUGCCAAGACUUCUUUACCAGGUCUCUCGAGGAUUCACAGAAGAAGCUCCCACGUUUGAACUCUGAUUAUGAGCAGCAACUUCUGUUUUUUUCUUUUCAUGGAAGUUUUGGCUCAGACAACAGGUAUGUUAUGAUUUUUAGAACAAUUAUUGCCUUCAGCACUACAGGCCAUAACAUUCAUUACUGAGGAUACAUGAAAAUAAAUAAAAAUGUUAUUUUUUCUAUGCUUUAUUUAGCAGUUGUACUCAAUAAUGAAACUUGCUGUGAUAAAUUUGUGGAACAAGAAGUAUGUUAUAUCUGGAAAAGGCAUCUGUUCUUGUGUUCAAAGCCAACUUACAGGUGUGAGUGUUUGGAAGGAAAUGCUGUAAAUCAUUUGCAUGAAGUAAAUCAUUUGGAUGUUUAACAUUUUAAUGUUACAUAUUUACAGAUAAUAUCAAAAUGUCAAAAUGGUUUUAUUCA